This is a messenger RNA of Letharia lupina, 861 nucleotides long. RefSeq lists its product as uncharacterized. Bases 1 to 861 code for a protein of 286 amino acids. The record is from RefSeq and is a predicted model, not a curated record. The transcript has a single exon. Lineage: Eukaryota; Fungi; Ascomycota; Lecanoromycetes; Lecanorales; Parmeliaceae.
AUGACUUGCUACGAAUGCUCGAUGAUCCCCUAUGGCGCCAUAUGCACCAAGUGCCAUCAGAUCCAAACAUCCAGAGCCAUCGCUCUUGCAACUCCUCCCGCAGCCGCCUGGCCCGUCAUAGACCGCCUCGGCGACUGGACGGGAACGAAGAAGUCAGAAGAGGAGCUGCUUCAAAAUCUCGACAUGGAACUAUUUGAGCUAAUCAACGUCCCCCACGAACUCGACGAGUGGGGACGUCGUGUCUAUAACGACUGCGGACAUCGUAUUCUGUAUUACCAAGACUCUGACGGAAACACCGUCAUGGGAUACGAGGCAUGGUACCCCUGCUCUGUCACCGGCGAGUACGAAGAACCCGAUGACUGGCGCACUGGUAGACAGAAUCGCGAUUCCGCAGUCGAUAAGGAUGCCCAGUAUCCAGAAUACGAUGACUGCGGACGUCGUACCCUGUGUUCGGCCGAACCCGAGGGAGACACCGUCACUGGCGGCUACGAGGCUUGCUAUCCAAACUCUGUGCCCGACGAGUACGAAGAGCCAGAAAACUGGCGCACUGGCACACAAGCCUAUGUCCCCAUGAUUGACUUCGAACAGCAACGAUUAGCGGAGUUCCUGGCUGCUCAAGAGGAGGAGCUACCGCAAUUCCAGUCGGAUAGGGAAAGAAUUGCUGCCUGGAUCGCUACUUCUUCCGUCGCUGAUGACGAGGAUGUAUCUGUCUUGGACUGCGAGACAAAAGAGACAGUAUUUCAAUGGUACACUGGUCUCGAGGAUUUUGAGCCUGCCUCUCCUUCACAGGUCGGAGUGCCUUCUUGCUCGGAUGGUACGCCAGAGAAGGGGUACGUUUCGGUCCCGCUUUGUGCUCAGUAA